Electrophorus electricus (electric eel) is the source of this 1305-nucleotide messenger RNA. Lineage: Eukaryota; Metazoa; Chordata; Actinopteri; Gymnotiformes; Gymnotidae. The record is from RefSeq and is a predicted model, not a curated record.
AUGAUGGAGCAGAUCCUCCGAGAUCUGUACAUCGAGCCGGACCUGCUGAACGAGCUGAGCGAGGAUCAGAAGCAGAUCCUCUUCUGUAAGAUCCGGGAGGAGCAGGUGCGCCGCUGGAACGUGCGUGAGUGCACAGAACCCGCUCCAGCCAGGAGAGCCAGGAGUGAAGGUAUCCAGUGGCUGCUGGGCUCGAACGGGGAGGUGUGGGUGUGGGUGAUGGGGGAGGCUACGGGAGACAAGUCCUACGCCGAAAUAUCGGAGCAGCUGAUGGAGGAGAGGGCCGUGAAGCAGGCCCAGCAGGAGGCACUGGAACUCCGGCGUGUGAAGGAAGCAGAAAUUGAAAAGAAGUUUCGGGAGGCCGUGGCAAAGGAGAAAGCACGUUUUGCGGCAGAGAAAUGGAGGGUGGAUAUGGAUGACAGAAAGGCCGCCAAGCAGGAGGAGGAGGAGGAGCGCAUUCGCAAGGCGCUGAAGAAACGUGAGGAAGAAGAGAGGCAGAGAGGCGAGGAAGAAAUCCGACAAACAGAGGAGAGGCGCGCGAAGGAGCUGUACAUGUCUCUGAAGCAAGAAGAAAAGGGGCGAGAGAGGGACGACAGGGAAUGGCAGGAGCAAUUGCGGCGCUCCAAAGCGGCUGACGAGGAGAUGACGCGCAAGGCUCGUUGCGCCAGGGACGAAUACAAGCGGCAGUCUCUGCGCGCUGUCCAGAAGGGCUCGAGCCAGAGUCGACGGCGCAGUGGCGUCCACGAACAGCCCCCCGCUCCCGGCGAGGCCAGCCAAUCACCAGUGGCCGAGGGAAGCUCCGUUUCCUCUGCAACUGUACAUUACUGCCGCAGGCACAACUACAGAUGCAGUGGUCCAGCAACACAAUCAGAGAGCUCGGUGUGUGCACGGCCAGCGUCCCGUGAUUCCAUCCUGCGAUGGUUCAAGGAGGAGCAGAUGCCCCGAAGAGCCUGUUACGAGAGGAACAGCAAUGCCAUCGCUCCCUGGUUCCACGGGAUCAUCUCCCGGCAGGAGGCAGAGGCCCUGCUGAUAAACGCCUCCGAAGGCUGCUUCCUGGUCAGGGUGAGCGAGCGGAUCUGGGGAUACACCCUCUCCUAUCGCUCAGCCUCAGGCUUCAAGCACUUCCUCAUCGACGCCUCGGGCGACUACUACGGUUUCCUCGGUGCGGACCAGAACCGCCACGCCACUUUAGCCGACCUCAUCGACUUCCACAAGGAGGAGGUGAUAACCACAUCUGGAGGUGAACUGCUGCAGGAGUCCUGUAAGCUGAGGUGCUCCAUUCAGGACUACGGGGGGCUUUUCCAGUGA